Molecule: messenger RNA, 704 nt
Organism: Pterocles gutturalis (yellow-throated sandgrouse)
Lineage: Eukaryota; Metazoa; Chordata; Aves; Pterocliformes; Pteroclidae
Product: sentrin-specific protease 6-like
Exons: 5
Biological process (GO): regulation of spindle assembly; regulation of kinetochore assembly; protein desumoylation
Cellular component (GO): cytoplasm; nucleus
Molecular function (GO): SUMO-specific endopeptidase activity
Source: RefSeq, a predicted model, not a curated record
CAAAUGAACUAGAUGCACAGAACUCGCCUUCCAAGUCCACAGCAAAGAAGAUGUUGACCAAAAAGUAUAAUACAGCUUUAAAUGACUCAAACACUGAAACAGAGGACAGUGAGUCUUUAUGUUGUAGAAGAAGUCCUUGCAGGGGAAAAAGUGCUUUCAAAAAACUACAUCAAAUAGACACUGAUGUGGAAGAGCCUAACACUGUGGAAUCGGCGUGCCAUAAACUAGACCAUAGGACUCUGGACGAAAACGGCAUACAGGGUGAAUUCACAACUGCUAGCCAGUCUAUGGAUGGAUUGCACAAAAUCAGGCUAAACUAUAGUGAAGACUCAGCUGAUGGCAGUAAACUAAAUGAAGAUGAGCUUAUAGAUUUUUCUGAAGACCAAGAUAACCAGGAAGACAGUAGUGAUGAUGGUGGCCUUGUAGAUGAUAACUGUAGUUCAGAAAUGGGACAGUGGCACCUGAAGCCUACUAUCUGCAAACAGCCCUGCAUUUUGCUCAUGGACUCGCUGAGAGGCCCCUCCCGCUCAAACGUGGUGAAAACACUAAGGGAAUACUUAGAGGUGGAAUGGGAAGUCAGGAAAGGCAACAAAAGAAGCUUUUCCAAAGAUGUCAUGAAAGGUUCCAACCCCAAAGUGCCACAACAGAACAACUUCAGUGAUUGUGGAGUGUACGUAUUGCAGUAUGUAGAGAGCUUUUUUGAG